This is a messenger RNA of Diutina rugosa, 1479 nucleotides long. RefSeq lists its product as uncharacterized. Lineage: Eukaryota; Fungi; Ascomycota; Pichiomycetes; Serinales; Debaryomycetaceae. The transcript has a single exon. The record is from RefSeq and is a predicted model, not a curated record. Bases 1 to 1479 code for a protein of 492 amino acids.
AUGCGCUUACUUGCGGUGCUGGACAUCCAGGGCAACUGGCAGGCGUUUGCCGACGCGUACGCCCGCGAGCUCCGCUUGGGGCGACCCCCCGAUGCCAUCGUCCACACGGGCAACUUGGGCCUCUGGCUGACGGCUUUAGUGGUCGACCUGAACGAUGUGAGCUAUGCCCGCCAAGUGGUGGCGUUCCUGAGUGUUUUGUCGCCAUCCGUGGUCGAAUCGGUCAACAAUUUGCUGCAAAUCAGUGGUGGCACUACCAGUAGUGGUACUGGCGAAAAUAACGACGAGAUCGAGGCGAUGGCGCUGGCGCUUGACGGACACCGUUUAAGCCACUACGACGACUAUAUUGGUGGUACCCAUAAGCAAUUGCCGUGUCCGGUGUACUCGGUAUACGGUCCUUUGGACCACCCUUCCGUGGUGACUCAGUUACUUAAUGGGCAGUUGAAUGUACCCAAUUUGUUUAUUGUUGAUCACAAUCACGUGUACGUGCUUGACGAUGAAGUGCUGGGACUGCUGGUAAAGCUCUAUGGCCUUGGAGGGACAGUUAAGCUCCAUUCCUUAUUUGACCAUGGCCCCAUAGCUAAGGAUGAUAACGAUGAUCAUAAUGCUGAUGUGGUGGCCCCAGUGUGUGGAAAAGUUGGCGAACUAUGGGUCACUAUGGUCCAAAUUGCUGAGCUAUACGUCAAAGCAAUGGAGGCCACUACCACUACCGAUGGUUGUGCCAGCGAGGACGAUACCACUAAUAGUGCUGAUAAUGAUGGUGCUGUCUCAUCGACGAUUAACAUAUUCAUGGCGCAUGCUCCGGUGAUCAAAACCCCGUUACUUGAACAUCUUGCCAUCAUUACUCACGCUGAUUUCACCAUAAGCCAAGGCCUCCACUUCCGCUACCCCGUCUCUGGUAACGGGAUGAGCUUUGUUGAUCUGAUGGGUGGUUCUGCUGGCUAUCUAGACCACUACCGCCUGAAAUUCUCCCGGCUUCGAAUGAUUUUAGGGGAAUUAUGGGCGAUUGUCCGCCACGACGUGUGUCGCCAUUUGGACACGUCCAUCCUCCCCAUCAUCGAAUUGGCGUUGCUGUUAUUUGAUAAGAUCCCCGUGCUGAUCGCCGAUACCGUCGACGAGAUCGUCCCGUUGCGGGUGGCUCCACCAUCUGCUGAUACUUCCACCACUACCAACAAUGAUGAGAGCUCGGCGAAACCCGUCCUCAAACGGAUUAAUGACUACUACUUUCAGGCCUACUAUAACUUAUGGCACUUCAACGUGUGUGACGUGGUGCUGGAGGACCGCACCCAUUUAAAUGUGAUGGGUUUCCUUUUGGAUGAAAAUCAUAAUUUUGUCCUUGAACACUGUACCUCCCAGGGUUUCAAUUUCCGAUUCAAAAAGGAAAAGCAACCACCGAAUAAUGAAGCCAAUAGUACUGGUGCUAGUAGUAUUCGUGGUAGGGGGACCACUCGCCACAGAGGGAGACGCCCCGGUCGGCGUUAG